GCGUGGCGGGAGCAGGCCGUCCCCCCACUGGCUGCUGCGCGCGGGGCAGCCCCAGUUCAGUGCACUGUGGCGGCGGGGGUGGCGGGAGCAGCUGGCGCCGUGCGGUCCACUUCGGCACUGGGACUCACCGGAGGGCAGACGGCUGCUGGAACAGAAGAGAUCCAAGGAGGGCGGGCUGAGAGCCGAGGCCGGGGCUGCGCGUGGUGAGCUGGGCUCUAGCGAUCGCCAGACUGCGGAGCGGCGCCCCCCACCGGCGCCGGAGCCGGGCGUGGAGCGGGGUGCAGCAUGCCCGCGCGCGCGGCUUGAGGACACCGCGGCCCCCUCUCCAGCCAUGGUAGUCUCGGCCUGCGUGCUAGCGUUCUGCUUUGCGGUCGUGGCCGGAGCUACCUCUGAGCCACCUGGCCCAGAGCAGCGAGUUGUGCGGAGAACAGCAGAGGUUCCGGGGCCUGAGCCUAGCCAGCAGGAGCAGGUGGCCUUUGGUAGUGGGGACACCGUGGAGCUAAGCUGCCAUCCACCCGGAGGUGCCCCCCUAGGUCCCACUGUCUGGGCUAAGGAUGGCACAGGACUGGUGGCCUCCCACCGCAUUCUAGUGGGUCCCCAGAGGCUCCAAGUACUGAAUGCCUCCCACGAGGACGCGGGCGUCUACAGCUGCCAGCAGCGGCUCACUCAGCGUGUGCUGUGCCACUUCAGUGUGCGUGUGACAGAUGCUCCAUCCUCGGGAGAUGACGAAGAUGAGGAGGAUGUGGCUGAAGACACAGGGGCUCCUUAUUGGACUCGGCCAGAGCGUAUGGAUAAGAAACUGUUGGCUGUGCCAGCUGCAAACACUGUACGCUUCCGCUGCCCAGCUGCUGGCAACCCUACCCCCUCCAUCUCCUGGCUGAAAAAUGGCAAGGGAUUCCAAGGGGAGCAUCGCAUAGGGGGCAUCAAGCUUCGGCACCAGCAGUGGAGCCUGGUCAUGGAGAGUGUGGUGCCCUCUGAUCGUGGCAACUAUACCUGCGUGGUGGAGAACAAGUUUGGCAGCAUCCGGCAGACCUAUACCUUAGAUGUGCUGGAGCGUUCCCCGCACCGGCCCAUCUUGCAGGCUGGGCUGCCAGCCAACCAGACAGCCGUGCUGGGCAGUGACGUGGAGUUCCACUGCAAGGUGUACAGCGAUGCACAGCCACACAUCCAGUGGCUGAAGCACGUGGAAGUGAAUGGCAGCAAGGUGGGCCCUGAUGGCACACCGUACGUCACUGUACUCAAGACUGCAGGCGCUAACACCACCGACCAGGAGCUAGAGGUUCUGUCCUUGCACAAUGUCACCUUUGAGGAUGCGGGAGAGUACACCUGCCUGGCGGGCAAUUCUAUUGGGUUUUCCCAUCACUCUGCGUGGCUGGUGGUGCUGCCAGCUGAGGAGGAGCUGAUGGAAGCUGAUGAGGCUGGCAGCGUGUAUGCAGGCAUCCUCAGCUAUGGGGUGGGCUUCUUCCUCUUCAUCCUGGUGGUGGCAGCCGUGACACUUUGCCGCCUUCGCAGUCCCCCAAAGAAGGGCCUGGGCUCACCCACCGUGCACAAGGUCUCUCGCUUCCCGCUUAAGCGACAGCAGGUAUCCUUGGAGUCUAACUCCUCGAUGAACUCCAACACACCCCUGGUCCGCAUUGCCCGGCUGUCCUCAGGAGAAGGUCCUGUUCUGGCCAAUGUUUCUGAACUCGAGCUGCCUGCUGACCCCAAGUGGGAGCUAUCCAGGACCCGGCUGACACUCGGUAAGCCUCUUGGAGAAGGCUGCUUCGGCCAGGUUGUCAUGGCAGAAGCUAUUGGCAUUGACAAGGACCGCACUGCCAAGCCUGUCACUGUGGCUGUGAAGAUGCUGAAAGAUGAUGCCACUGACAAGGACCUGUCGGACCUGGUGUCUGAGAUGGAGAUGAUGAAAAUGAUUGGCAAGCACAAGAACAUCAUCAACCUGCUGGGGGCCUGCACACAGGGUGGGCCCCUGUAUGUGCUGGUGGAGUAUGCAGCCAAGGGCAACCUACGAGAGUUCCUGCGGGCACGGCGGCCUCCAGGCAUGGACUACUCCUUCGAUACCUGCAGGCUGCCAGAAGAACAGCUUACUUGCAAGGAUCUAGUGUCUUGUGCCUACCAGGUGGCACGGGGCAUGGAAUACCUGGCUUCCCAGAAGUGCAUUCACAGAGACUUGGCUGCCCGGAACGUACUGGUGACUGAGGACAAUGUGAUGAAGAUUGCAGACUUUGGCCUGGCCCGUGACGUGCACAAUCUAGACUACUACAAGAAGACCACAAAUGGUCGACUACCUGUGAAGUGGAUGGCACCAGAGGCCCUGUUUGACCGAGUCUACACCCACCAGAGUGAUGUCUGGUCCUUUGGGGUCCUUCUCUGGGAGAUCUUUACACUGGGGGGCUCACCGUAUCCUGGCAUCCCAGUGGAAGAGCUUUUCAAGCUAUUGAAAGAGGGCCACCGCAUGGACAAGCCAGCCAACUGCACACAUGACCUGUACAUGAUCAUGCGGGAAUGUUGGCACGCAGUGCCUUCACAGAGGCCCACCUUCAAGCAGCUGGUAGAGGAUUUAGACCGCAUCCUUACUGUGACAUCAACAGAUGAAUAUCUGGACCUAUCAGUGCCUUUUGAGCAGUACUCGCCAGGUGGCCAGGACACUCCUAGCUCCAGCUCCUCGGGGGAUGACUCUGUGUUCACCCAUGACUUGCUGCCCCCAGGUCCACCCAGUAAUGGGGGACCUCGGACAUGAGGGGCCAUCAGUCCUACAGACCAAGCCUCAGCCAAUGUUUACACGGACCCUAGCCGCCCUGCUACUACUGGUGUGCAGUGGACCCCAGCCAGCCCAAUGUGAUGGGCCAACAGUAGACAGGACUUCCUGUGUGUGUAUGUGUGUGUGUGUGUGUGUAUGUCCUUGGCUUCUGGCUGCAGAGGCCCCCUGGGAACAUGCACUGCUGUAUAUGGUCUCCUGACUGGCCAGGGUCAGGAGCACCAAAUGUAGAAUGUAAGAAGGCCCCAGUCUGUGCAACCCUGGGGUUCUGGCUCCCUCAUUCCCCACUGCCACCUCGCAGAGACCAUUGCAAAGAGGGAUCUACUCCAUGUCCUGGGUGGACCUCGGCCUUUCUGGUGCCCAAAGCUGAGCCUGCAGGGAAGCUCUGCCCUAGGUGGCAAGCCUCUCUGCUACAUGGCACCUUGUGCUCGGGGGUGAGUCACAGUUCUCCACCUCCAGGCCUUCCACUUCUCACUCUGCCCCUCAGACUGAAAUUACGGGUACCUGAAGGUGGGAGCCAUAACUUCUAUCAGAAAGGUUUAUUCCAGAAGCAAAUGUACAUUUAUAUAAAUAGAUGUCCUGUAUGAUAUAUAUUAUAUACAUACAUAUAUAUAAAAGAAUAUCUAUAUGGAGGCAGGCAAAGCUGAGGUCCAGAGGAGCAAGAUAACCCAUGGGGCUCAUUGGUGAAAUGUCAAGAGCAAGCUGAGACAAAAUGGGCUUUUCUGGCACCACAGUUCUGUUUGUCCCUGGACCUGUAUAUUUGUAAAGCUAUUUAUCAACCCUUGAAGCCCCAGUCCCCUUCCCAGGUUCAUAGCAUUUAGCCCCAGGGUAUUUGUAUUGAAGAAAUUUUAAGUUGUAACUUAUUAACGGCUGAAGAGGUUUAUGCUGAUUUUAGGGGGUUGCUGAGAAUGUGCAUCUGGCCCACACCAAGGCUGGAGGUGGCCCCUUGGAAGCUUGAGCAGUCCUCAUAGAGGUGACUCCAGUGAGCAUUUUUUAUUUCCUUUGGCCCUCUUUUGUGGGGGAUUAGAUUUAUAUAGGACCUUUCUUUAGGAGAUUUUUUUUUUUUUUAAAUUUCAAGGUGACUGGUAUUUUCAUACAGAUUAUCUAAUUGAUAUGUAUUCCAGGCAGAAGCCUGUGCCCAGGGAGGGGCCAGUCCUGCCUGAAGGGUCAGAUGUUAAUAGAUGUUACACGUUUAUAUCUAUCUAUAUAUAAUUUAUUGAGUCUUUACAUGUUGUAUUUGCUGUAGGCGUAACACUUCCUCUGCAGUGCUUCUACACUUUCAUAGCCUAGACUGCUACCUUUCAAAGCUUGGGAGCAAGAGUUUCAUUAGUUUUGUACUGUAACUGGGCCCGAGGCUUGGGUGGCUGUCCCUUGCCUAUCAGCCAGCAGGGCCAGGACAGUGGCUCAGGGUGACUUUUCUGGGGGCCCAGAACAUAGUCUGUCAGCCCAUACUGACAGAUGUGAUUUUGUUAACAUAGCCAACUUACUUUCCAAAAAAUAAAGUGAGAACUGGUUCUGA
Messenger RNA from Onychomys torridus (southern grasshopper mouse), 4274 nucleotides. It is a transcript of the gene Fgfr3, whose product is annotated as fibroblast growth factor receptor 3. The record is from RefSeq and is a predicted model, not a curated record. Gene Ontology annotation, biological process: positive regulation of MAPK cascade; multicellular organism development; protein phosphorylation. The transcript has 18 exons. Gene Ontology annotation, cellular component: membrane; signaling receptor complex. Bases 332 to 2737 code for a protein of 801 amino acids. Lineage: Eukaryota; Metazoa; Chordata; Mammalia; Rodentia; Cricetidae. Gene Ontology annotation, molecular function: fibroblast growth factor binding; fibroblast growth factor receptor activity; ATP binding.